UUGCACGGCUAUCAAUAUAGACACGCAAGUUCUGACAAAGCUCUCCAUAUUUUCGUGUGUUCUAUCAACUCAAAUUACUUCAGCAAAAGCAGAGGUCAAAAUGGCGAAGACGCCAAUAGAGAUUUUGCAAGGCAACCUUGACCAAUUUUUUUUGAUCAUCAUGGGCUGCCUUAUUUUUUUUAUGCAAACAGGAUUUGCUUUUCUUGAAGCUGGCUCAGUAAGGUCGAAGAACACAACAAACAUUCUGAUCAAGAAUUUCCUGGACGUGUUUAUUGGUGCAGUGGCCUAUUGGCUGUUUGGGUACGCAUUUGCGUUUGGAGUAGAAAGCAAUGGCUUCAUUGGACACAAGUUUUUUGCACUAGCAGAUUUACCAGCUGACAAAUACUCUCAUUGGUUUUUCCAUUUUGUUUUCGCUGCCACGGCAGCAACAAUUGUCAGUGGUGCCAUGGCAGAGAGGACAGAGUUCAAGGCUUACCUGUUAUACUCUGUGUUUCUCACUGGCUUUGUGUACCCAAUUGUCACUCACUGGGCUUGGGAUGAAAAUGGUUGGCUGUACAAGGGUGUGGAGUACACUAAGGACAACGUAACCAUGACUGUAGCAUACCAGGAUUUUGCUGGCAGUGGGGUCGUUCAUGUUCUUGGUGGUACUGUUGCCUUAGUCGGAGCAGCCAUUGUUGGACCAAGGCUCGGACGAUUUGUGAAUGGUGUCCCUGUGCUGCUUGCAGGCCAUACUGUACCGAAAGCGGCCCUUGGAGGAUUUAUCCUUUUUUUCGGCUUCCUGGCUUUCAAUGGUGGCUCACAGGCAGCCAUUGCUAGUCCAGGCGAUGCAGAUGCUGUAGCACUGUCCAUUGUCAACACAGUUCUUGGAGGAGCUUCAGGUGCGCUAACUGCCAUGAUCAUCAAACGUCUGGGAUUUGCAGAUAAAUACUGGAGUUUGCUUUUCACCAUUAAUGGUGGACUUACUGGAAUGGUGGCCUUGUGUGCAGGUUGCAAUGCCGUCCAUCCUUAUGCUGCUUUUAUCAUCGGCAUCAUUGCUGGAAUGGCCUACGUUGGAUGGAGCACUCUUAUGAUUCGUUUAAAGAUUGAUGAUCCACUAGAUGCUGUGGCUGUUCAUCUCGGUGGUGGUUUCUGGGGAGUGCUGUCUGUUCCCAUCUUCAACAAAGACAGUGGAAUAUUUUACGAUGGAAGCGGUCAUUCAUUCCGUUUGUUUGGCUGGAAUCUGCUGGGAGUGCUUGUCAUCAUGGCCUGGUCGGCAGCACUGAGUUUAAUCUUGUUCGUUGUGUUGCGCGUCACAAAGCAGCUUCGUGUCAGUGCGGAAAUCGAGGAGAAAGGUCUUGAUAUUCCCAAACACGGCGAGCCCGCGUACCCACUGGCCAGUUACGGAGACGGAUGGUCGGAGUCGCCAUCAGCACCGAGACAGACCUUGCCGUUUAGUCAUAGUAAUGGCGUCACCCCUGUCCAAAGUAACUAUCCUGAGAAAGGAGGUGGAAUCGAUAAUCCAAGUCUUGAGGUUAUUGAAGCUCCAAACAAGAACGAAACCACAGAGUUUUGAAUAUAACAGACCAGAUCGAAAGAAUGCUACUUGCCCACUUCAUGCCAAAUAUGGGAAAAUAAAUCUUUCGUGUGGCAUUCGCUAAAUCACAACACUUAUUAUAGUUUCAUAUUGCUCAAUGAAUGAUAUUAACCGCAAUUGUUGGCAGCAAUACUCGACACAAAAAAAAAACAAAAUAACUUCAAUUUACCUGAGAAAAAUGUAGGCUUGUCCAUAGGUGACCCGAAAUUGCUCAGACGGUAAACAUCAAUAGCAACGAGGAAAGGAAAACAGCCUAGUUAAGAUCUUAUCUUCUAUAUUUAUUUAGUUUUUAUCGUGCAUGGUGACAGACUAUAUAUCGUACUUUGUAACCCUUGAUAGUUAUUAGAGCAUGUGUCAAUUCAAAAGUAUUUUAAAUUCAAGAUGGGGAUCAAAAUAGUCGUCAAACUUGUUUUUCAUGUGAGAGACUGGACUCCAUCAGAUUAUAGCGAGUGGGGACUGAAGCCACAGUCUAUCCACUAGAGUCCAAUCCCCACUUACCUUCCAAGGGCCACAAUAUUUGUAGACACUGGUGUAGGUUAUAAAAACUAAUUAAGAAAUCAUCGCUUUUCACGCUUUAAAAUGCACGGCUCACUCGCUAAGAACUGAUAUGUCUAGAUAUUAUAACGUAUAUUGUGUUAAUUAAAACAUUAGCUACAUCAUUUCCUCACAGUCAUACAGCAUGUAAAUGUGCACAGCCAACUACAUUCAUGUAGUCUGGGAGUAAAGGAAUAAAAAAAAAAUCUUUGUUAUG
Molecule: messenger RNA, 2324 nt
Organism: Pocillopora verrucosa
Lineage: Eukaryota; Metazoa; Cnidaria; Anthozoa; Scleractinia; Pocilloporidae
Product: putative ammonium transporter 1
Biological process (GO): ammonium homeostasis; ammonium transmembrane transport
Cellular component (GO): plasma membrane
Molecular function (GO): ammonium channel activity
Source: RefSeq, a predicted model, not a curated record